CAGCAAGAAGCCUCAAAAAUGUGCAGACGAGUUAAACAGAACUUUCAGCAUGACAGAAAUUGAAAGGCUUGAAGGGUCAGCAUUCAAAGGGAUGUAUUAAGCUGCAUGAAAAGAAAUAAGAUGAUUCUUUCUACCUUCUGCUUUAUUCAGAUACUGGAAGAUUCAAUUCUAACCGAUAUGAUUGCUUUAUGGACAGACAGGAAGACUGCAGUUUCCGCUAAUGCUAUCAUACCAUCCAGUCAGUGUUUUGCUGUUGUUGCUCUGUUCAGAAACGUGCAGUGACAACUCAAGUGAGUUUAGAUGAUAAUGCAGAUCUAAUGGAUGGUUAUCCUUUGAAUAAUGGUCAAACAUCAUAUCCUUCAAAUAUUUACCGAGCCAACAGGUCAGUAGGGGUCCCGUCAAGAAGGAAGCCUCCACCCCCACCUCCGAGUGAUGAUGAGGAGGGCACGGAAGUCAAGGUGAUCGCCCUGUAUGAUUUUUGGGCCCGAGAAUCCACUGAUCUGAGUGUCAGGAGAUAUGAAGAAUAUGUUAUUCUUGAAAAACUUGAUCCUCACUGGUGGAAAGCAAGGGACAAACAUGGAAAUGAAGGACUUAUUCCAAGCAACUACGUGACUGAAAAGAAAUCAAAUAAUAUAGAAGCAUUUGAAUGGUACUGUAAAAAUAUAACACGGACCAAAGCAGAGCAGCUUCUUCGACAAGAGGCUACAGAAGGGGCUUUUAUUGUCAGAGACUCGAGUCAACAAGGAAUUUACACAGUGUCUGUUUACACUAAAGCUGGAGGUGAACCAAAUGGAUCCGUCAGACACUACCACAUAAAACAGACGCAGACAUCAAACAAACAGUACUAUGUGGCAGAAAAACACCUCUUCGAUACCAUCCCAGAACUCAUUAAAUAUCAUGAACACAAUGCAGCAGGCCUUGUCACAAGAUUUCGUUAUCCCGUUGGGCUAAUGGGAAGAUGUAUUCCUGCAACAGCUGGCUUCAGCUAUGAAAAAUGGGAGAUAAAUACAUCUGAGUUAACUUUCAUGAAAGAGCUGGGCAGUGGACAAUUUGGGGUGGUACGUCUAGGAAAAUGGAGAGCUACGCAUAAAGUCGCAAUCAAAACCAUUUUUGAAGGUUCGAUGUCUGAAGAGGAUUUUAUCGAGGAAGCUAAGGUCAUGAUGAGACUAUCACAUUCUAAUUUAGUUCAACUUUAUGGGGUUUGCACACAAAAGCGACCAAUCUGCAUAGUUACAGAGUUCAUGGAAAACGGUUGUCUGCUCAAUUACUUGAGACAGAGACAAGGCCGACUUCAUAAAGAAGCCUUACUAGGUAUUUGUGAGGAUGUAUGUGAAGGGAUGAAGUACCUCGAGAAGAACCAUUUCAUUCACCGGGAUUUGGCUGCAAGAAACUGUUUAGUGGGUGACAAGAAUGUGGUGAAAGUCUCUGAUUUUGGAAUGGCAAGAUAUGUCCUUGAUGAUGAAUACACCAGCUCAACAGGCUCCAAGUUCCCUGUCAAGUGGUCACCCCCUGAGGUCUUUCACUUCUCUAAAUUCAGCACCAAAUCAGAUGUCUGGUCAUUUGGUGUUUUGAUGUGGGAAGUGUUUACUGAAGGGAGAAUGCCUUUUGAGAACAAGUCAAAUGCUGAGGUUGUUGAUGAAAUAUCUCGAGGAGAAAGGCUAUACCGACCAUCACUUGCUUCACCCUCAGUGUAUCAAAUCAUGUACAGCUGCUGGCAUGAGAAACCAGAUGGGCGCCCCAGUUUUCGUGAGCUUUUGGACUUAAUCAACAAGAUCACAAUGUACGACCACAAGUGAAAUGACUUCUCACACACUCAAAAUCCUGGAUGUGGAGUGAUAAUAUAUUGAGAACAUUCAGAAAACAUUCUGUGCAGGUGUUUCGUAGGUUCAUGUUGCAAAGACAACAAGAAGUAUGUGUCUGGAAUAUCUGGAAUGGUGCCCAUUUCUUCAUGGCAUCAGGUUCUCCAUCACAUUUAAGUGCAAUAUAAGACAAAGUUUCAAGAAAAGAUACAGGACAGUGAUAUGACAAAAUAUAGACAUUUUGUAGGCGGCUUUGUUUAUAAUACUGCAAAGUAUCCUCCUGAGAUCUGCAGUUAUUAUAUAGUUCCGGAGAUGAUUGUAAAUAUUGGUAUUCACAUUUCUUUGUAGAAUGUAUUAUAUUUAUUUAAAUUUAGGUUGCUGUGGUCAUGAACUAUAAUUAUUUAAAGUUAUCACAGUAACUGAAGGGUCAAAAUGAGUCACAUAUUCACUAAAAGAUGGAUUGCAUAAAGGAUAAAUCUUAUUAAGUUUAAGAAAUUUGCCUUGAGCUACUUUAAGCAUGUGACAAUUUAAAAUCAUAAAGGUAACAGAAAGCAUAGCAUUAAAACCAAUAACAUAGAUGUAUUAUUUGGCAAUGUAGAGUCAUUAGCUGUUCAGGCUUGCAGUGUUCUGGGGAACAUCUGGUGAAAUGAUGUAAUCAACAGCAAUAAACCACCACAUCAAUAUUUAAAAGAGAAUCUUUUAGACAAGGCAAUAAAUAGAAUUGGGAUUAAUGUAUAAAAGUCUUAAUAUUCUAUCUAUUCAAUAACCUGUGAACAUUUUGAGGCCAAGCUGAGCUUGUUUUACAAGUACAGUCAGAAAUAUUCAAUUUUAAACAAUUUUAUAAUAGCAUAGUCCUAGAAGUAAAACAGUAUUUUUAAAAUAAAUCUCUGUAGGCAUCCUAGAAUGGCAAAAGAAUUCAACUUUGAUUUAUAAAUCUUUAGUGUGUUUAUAUAGAAUACAUCUCUUCUUAAGUAUGUCUAAUCUGUGAUACCUACAAGUUGUAUGCAAUCAUGAAACUAGAGCAAGAAUGUAAGAAAUUCUAAAGGAAAAUGUUUAUUCUCUUAGAAACUUGUAUGUAGAUAUUGAAGGCUGGUCCAAAAUUUCUUUUUUCAAAUAAACUGUUUGCAAUGCACUGAUAUUUUCAAUGUAUUGGUGAUUGAGACCAAGGAACAAUUAUUUAAGGGCCUCUGAUGAAGAAUUAUCUAGACCCAAAACGUUAGCUUGCUCUCUGUCCAUAGAUGCUGCCUGA
Messenger RNA from Chiloscyllium plagiosum (whitespotted bambooshark), 3048 nucleotides. RefSeq names its product TXK tyrosine kinase (gene txk). The record is from RefSeq and is a predicted model, not a curated record. Lineage: Eukaryota; Metazoa; Chordata; Chondrichthyes; Orectolobiformes; Hemiscylliidae. Gene Ontology annotation, molecular function: protein tyrosine kinase activity; protein binding; ATP binding. Gene Ontology annotation, biological process: protein phosphorylation.